Scophthalmus maximus (turbot) is the source of this 4653-nucleotide messenger RNA. It is a transcript of the gene slc29a4a, whose product is annotated as solute carrier family 29 member 4a. Gene Ontology annotation, cellular component: plasma membrane. Gene Ontology annotation, biological process: nucleoside transmembrane transport. The transcript has 10 exons. NCBI's taxonomy places the organism in Eukaryota, Metazoa, Chordata, Actinopteri, Pleuronectiformes, Scophthalmidae. Bases 16 to 1668 code for a protein of 550 amino acids. The record is from RefSeq and is a predicted model, not a curated record. Gene Ontology annotation, molecular function: monoamine transmembrane transporter activity; nucleoside transmembrane transporter activity.
ACCUGACGUGAAGAGAUGGGUUCAGUGGGAGCAGAGCGCCGCAGGCCCACGCCGGCCCUGACGCCCGAAGAGAGGGAUAUGUGGCGGGAUGGAGGGAGGGCAGGAUGGAGGGAUGUGGGGAGGGAGGGCUGGAGAGAGGGAAGAGAGAGCGGCGUGGUGCAGAGCUACAGCUUCGACUCGUACCAGCUGGAGGAGGAGGAGAUCAACAAGGAUGCCCCGGAGCGAGGAGUGCUGGCUCUGUCUGAACCCGACUUUGAGGAGCCAAUCCCCGACGACCGUUACCAUGGCAUCUACUUUGCAAUGCUGUUGGCCGGAGUGGGUUUCCUGCUUCCCUACAACAGUUUCAUAACUGAUGUGGACUACCUGCACCACAAGUUUGAAGGCACGUCCAUAGUGUUCGACAUGAGUCUGACAUACAUCCUCGUGGCUCUGUUGGCCGUCAUCCUCAACAACGUGCUGGUGGAGAGACUCAGCAUGCACACCAGAAUCACCGUGGGUUACAUCUUCGCUCUGGGACCGCUGGUCUUCGUCAGCGUCUUUGAUGUCUGGCUGGCGAAGUUCACCACCAGACAGGCUUACAUCAUCAACCUUGUAUCAGUGGGAGUAGUAGCGUUCGGAUGUACAGUGCAGCAGUCCAGUUUCUAUGGUUACAUGGGGAUGCUGCCCAAGAGGUACACGCAGGGAGUGAUGACUGGAGAGAGUACAGCCGGCGUGAUCAUCUCCCUGUCCCGCAUCUUCACCAAGCUGCUGAUCCCCGACGAGAGGAGGAACACGCUCAUCUUCUUCUUGGUCUCCAUCAGCAUGGAGAUGCUCUGCUUCCUGCUUCACCUGCUGGUCCGGCGCUCCCGAUUCGUCCGCUACUACACCAACCACGCGCAGGGCAAAGGGCCGGGCAAAGGUCCUGACCCGCGUGACAACAACGGGACUGGAUACCGGGUCCACCACGAUGUCACUUCAGAGGAAGUAAGAUUUGGAAAUGGUGGGACGGGACCGUCCUCUACAGAAGAAGGCGCUGAGGAGUUUGUCGGCGGCACCUAUGUUCGAUUUGAUGCUCCGAAAGCCAAGAUAAAGAGGAGCUGGCCUGGAGUCCGCGACAUGAUCCUGCAUCGAUACGUGGUGUCCCGUGUGAUCUGGGCGUACAUGCUGUCCAUAGCAGUGACCUACAGCAUCACUCUGUGUCUGUUCCCGGGCCUGGAGUCAGAGAUACGCAACCCCACCCUAGGGGAGUGGCUCCCCAUCCUCAUCAUGGCCACGUUCAACAUGUCGGACUUUGUCGGCAAGAUCUUGGCGGCUCUGCCGUACGACUGGUCCGGAGGCCGCCUGCUCUUCUUCUCCUGCCUCAGGGUGGUCUUCAUCCCCCUGUUCGUCAUGUGCGUGUACCCGGCCAGCGCGCCCAUGCUGUCCCACCCGGCCUGGCCCUGCCUCUUCUCCCUCCUGAUGGGGGUCACCAACGGAUACUUUGGGUCUGUGCCGAUGAUCCAGGCUGCGGGCAAAGUGCCGCCAGAACAGAGGGAGCUGGCAGGAAACACCAUGACCGUCUCCUACAUGACCGGCCUGAUGGUGGGCUCCGCCGUGGCGUACGCAGCUUACAGCUUCACCGCUCCGGGAGCAGCAACGCACUUCUCCACGCUCAGCGUACACACAUCUGCCAACGGUACAGGCUACUGAAUGUCUACACACACACACACACACACACACACACACACACACACACACACACACGCACGCACGCACGCACGCACACACACACACACACACACACACACACAUUAAAACACGCUCACAAAGACAUUGAGGUGAAACACGCACACAUGUACGCACACCCGCAGCCAUUUACUGUCAUACGACCCUGGAAGGAGAAGCAGCACAGACUGACGGACCGCUGACCGACGGAUUCCCCUUUGUCCGAAUCAUGCUUCCAUUCGGCUCAUUGGCUCCAUGAAGUGGGAUAAGAGGCCAAGAGUGAAAUGUAGCGUCGCGGGAAAUGAUGUAAAACAGUGAAAUGUAGCAGAUUUUUUCUGAGCUCACUCAUUCUCCAGCCCUGGCGAUCCAGUGACCUUCACGUGUAUCGCUGCGCUGAACUUCCCCCCCCCGGGGGUGAAGAACACGAGCUGUGCACCUGUCAGCCUUAUGAAUGUCUCACAGCGUCAUUAUCGUCUGCAUGCAUGUGCGACCACACCGCACAAUGUGAGGUCAAGUGAUAUUUCACAGCGGGGGGGAGACGAAUGGCUCACAGUUUUCAGUCGGGCACCUCGAGUCUUGGAUACAUUUAAUGAUUUCUCUGAAGUGUUGCUGUUUAAAAAUAAUAGAGAUAAGAUGUUUUUUCUCGUCAGAUGAAAACGUGAGUUCCACCCGUGGCAAUUUGAUUUAGGUUAUGUGAUCAAAAAAAGGUGACACUGAGAGCGACCCAAUGGAUUUACAGUCGCACACACUCCAUAUGAAUGUAUGUAUACGCCCCUGAGUUGACAGGAGGAGAAAAAGAGAGGGGAUGUGAUAUGGACACACAUAUUUAACAUGUAAGUAGAGAUAACUGAACCCGUUACCGCCGAGACACAGAAUUAGAAAGUGUAUUUUCUAUUUAACUUUGUCCUGAAGGGAAUCGCAGAAAACCUGCUGUGAUGACGUACACCUUCCCUCAGCAGAAACGAGCUGAGGUCCUUCCACUCCAUCUGCUCUGUCGCUGUUCAGCUUGUCUGUCUUCGGUUGUAUUCAUUUUCCUUUUUGUUCUCAUCAGCCUUGUGCGGUCUCUCUGGGAGAAAAAUGAAUAAUGUAAAAUCUUUUCGCAGUUAUGAUGAUUUUUCUGCAUUGUCACCGGCAGCUGCUCUUCCCUGUUGCUCUGAUGCUCAAAGAGGAAGGGCAGAUCUCUGAGGACGAGUACAGAACGUCGGUGUGAGUUUUCAUGAAUGGUCCGUGUCCCUCUGAACUGUGUCCGUGCUUAACGUCCGUGUAACGAUGUGGGGAUACUGGGGGGGGGAGACAAUUAGUGCCAAAAGGUUUGCGUGUUUCUGGUCCGUGUUAGUAGCUGAGUCGAGAGUUGUACAUUUGCAGAAUUAAAACGCACACUCAAGGCAGUGGAGAGCUUCAGAUUCAGAUUCAGCAGAGUUCAGUCUUUAGACAUAAUGAAGAAAAACAGGCCCGAGUGUAAAAGGCCACGGAGAGCACUACAUUCUGUUGGUGAGGGCUUGAAUGGAGCGCUGGUUAAAAGAAUGGUACGGGAGCCAUUUGGGAGCCAAGCUCAUUGCUGUACGUGUGUCCCGCCGUGCCAACGGUGCCACGCCGCCCCGGGGCCCCUCUGCUCUCUGUGAGCUGCUGUUGUUUUUCGUUUUUGUUUUUUUUAAAGUUAUUUUUGCUCAGAUCGUCUCAUUGGAGGACAUGAGAGUCUCUACGCUCCUGUUCCUCUCUUUCUGCGGUGGAAACGUCGGGGGCCAUUUUGAGAGACGGGAGAUCCCCAUUUUUAUAAAUGCACCAGUUGAGGCUGCAGUCGAAACCACAAGCGUAGUUUUCCUGGAAACCAGCAUAAGUGAGUCGCCAUCGCUACAGCCGGUUUACACCAUGAGCUGUUCAAUGGAGAAGAACAACAACACACUUUGGCUGUCUAAAAAAAGCCACUUUAAGAUCUUAUAAAUAAUCGACCCUUUUAAUCUACUGAUCUAAUUUUCUUUUCACUGGCGAUGAAUAAUUUAUAACUCCAGGACAUAUUUUUGGCAUUAGCCGACACGUGUAUCCACAGUGACAUAUGAUAUUGACAUAUGAUGAGUUGAACAGCCGCAUGUGUGAUCACCCAAAGAGAUGGAGCGAGCCGGCUGCAGGGAGAGCAGCGAGGAAAGAUGAUCAUGAGGUGACCUCCCUGAUAUGAGAUGGAAAUUGAUUCUGGAGUUUGUAGGGUUAUUUAAAAAAAAAAAAUUUACAGCUGGGGAAUGACAUUCACUUUCACUUCCACUUUAUGGAAGCAUAACUUUUUUAUUUCACCCCCAUGGUCUAAUAUUUGUCAUCUUGCCACGUGACUUCCUGUUUUUUUCUUCUUCUUCCAUAUCAGCCACAGUUGAGUGUGAUAACACUCUUUUUUCUCACCUCCAAACAGCAUGAGGAAUCAUUUCAUACGCACUAUUUAAGACUGCACACUGUGAAAUAUCAGUACGCUGUUCAUAUACUGUAUCAUAACACAUUUUGCAGAUGAUAUUCGUGAGAAUAGUUUCAGAGCUUUAGUCACUCACAGUAAAAGAAUCGGUCGCCGUGAAAUGACUCUGGCCGUUGAUGCUGGUGUCAUUAUCGCAUGGUGGCCGGGUGUAAUAAAUUUAGAGGAAAAUCCAUAUGAAUAUAACUUUUGGAGUCAUUAUUGCACUGAUUCCUGCCUGGUUUCAGAAGAGAUCCUAUGAUCUUCAUGAGGUGAACCAGGAUUAGAGGCGAGUUAUUGCCAUUCAACUCUCAAUGUUCAUGUCCAAACAUUAUAUAUUUAUGACUUUCAAUUUAUCAAAAUGCAACUAAUGUGACGCUUUGAAACUUGCUGAUUUGUCAGAGGAGGCGCCAAAUUCUCCAAUAAUGUGACGAUUUUGUUUUGUUGUACAUAAGAUAAUGGAUUUUUCCUCAAAAGAGUCUGUUUGUGCCCAAAGUUGUACCAUCAAGCAGCGCUAAAUAAAGAGUUGUGUACAUCUC